This is a messenger RNA of Pseudomyrmex gracilis, 4537 nucleotides long. RefSeq names its product (E3-independent) E2 ubiquitin-conjugating enzyme. The record is from RefSeq and is a predicted model, not a curated record. Bases 203 to 4198 code for a protein of 1331 amino acids. The transcript has 8 exons. NCBI's taxonomy places the organism in Eukaryota, Metazoa, Arthropoda, Insecta, Hymenoptera, Formicidae.
CUUCCGUCCGUUGUCGUCAACGUUGUCAUCGUCGGCUCGUCUCGGCGGUGCUCGGCGUCGCUCGACUCGCUCGCUCAGUCGUGUAGCAGAACCGAAUCGAGAACUACGGAAGAAGCUGGAGCGGGUUCUCGGUCGCACCGAGAGCGAGAGCUAGGCUAGGACAGGCUAGGGGCAGCGCGAUCCACGAAGCAGGGGUGGAAAGAUGGCUGCCGAGGCGAAUGUUGCGCCGGAGAACCAAUAUUUCUACGAGGAUGUCGUUUAUCGGGUGGAUAAGCGGGGCAAUGUCGUCUUCGGCAUUGUCAUGGAGAACGACGACCACGACAUGUUUGACGAGAGCUCCGACAGCGGGGAGAGCCAGCCGAAGCGCAAAAAGGGCGAAAUCCGCAUGAUCUGGCAUCCGUCCGGCGUCGAGGAGAGGGUCAACUGCAAGAAGGUUCAUUUGGCCGACAGGACACUCAUGCCUGGAGAUGUGGUACGCAGAAUGAUCAAGGGAAAGGACACACAAAGAGGCUAUUGCAGAGAUGUGGAACUGACUGCGUGUGUGCAAGUCAUUGGUACCAAACAGAUUCUCACAGAUAUCAAGAGUGAAGACCUAAUUCCUUUGCAAGAAUUUGCAACAGAUAUGGCAGUUUGCAUGGACUCAUGGGUUGGUGAUAUCAGAAUGACACAUUUCAAACUGUGGCUGGUCACACCAGAUGGGUCUCAUUGUGUGAUAAAUGAAAUGGAUUCUUGUAUACUGGGACAAUUGGAAGAGACGCGAGACAAUGAUAAUGAUUUUCCUCACUCAACGGAAUUCUAUCCCGGUCAAAGUCUGUGGGGACCGGUUCAUUGUUUGGAAGAAGCCGAAUGGAUUCAGUGCACAAAGGAGAUGAAAGCAAAGAGAAAAGCUAAACCGCAGAAGAUGAUCAAAGUGAACGUGGAGAAAGUAGAAACCGAUUGGGUAGGCGUACAUUGGCAGUGCCGUGCCUACUCGAAGGACGGUGCUUGGUCUGAUCAGGCGCAACCGAAAUUCGUGGUGGAGGGUGAGGAUUUGAAAAAGCUGAAACUGCUGAACAUAUUCGAACCUUCGACCGUUCAAGUCGGCGAUCGUAAUUUCUACAUCAUCAAGGGUAACGAGAACGUUAUUACUCGCGAGCAGUGGCGAAAACAACAGAGAGAUAUUUUCCGAGUUCCUAAGCAAAGUCCAAAAAAGACGCGUCCGAAUAUCACGGUAACAAAGUUGCCAGAUGACAAGAAGAAGGAGCAAAAAACCGACAAAACAUCAGAUCAACAAUCGGCAGACGAAGACGAUAGUGACAGUAUUUAUUUGAAAAAUGUAAUGAGCAAUCUUGUUGCCGCAAGUUUGUUGGAACCGCCGAAGACCAAAACAAAACACGCUGAAAGCUCAGACGAGUGGGACACCGAAGACACCAUGGGUUCGCAAAGCGACAGCGCUUCGAUUUCUAGCGGCUCUUCCAGUAUGUCGUCAGUAGGAAAGAAAAAGAAGUACGCCGCACUGGUAACGAGAAUGCUGAAGAAAAAGAAGUUACGAAAAGCAAAGAAGAAAGUACCACCUGUCCCAUUAAUUCCCGGGACUAAAAUAGUCGUAGAAACGUUGUCCACUAAUACGAAAGCCAAUGUGGUGUGGCAAGAUGGCUCAGUAGAAUUUGGUAUACCAUCAACACAGCUGUAUCCAAUUCACCACUUGGACGAUAAGGAAUUUUUCCCAGGCGACUUUGUUAUAGACCAAAAGGACGAAUCUAGGAUGUAUGGAGUUGUACAAAAUGUCGAUCAUCAAGGCCGUACUGCUAAAGUGAAGUGGUUCCAGACGUAUACUUCUAGUCAAGAUCCAAUACCAAUCUUCUUGGAGGAACGUGAAGUGAGUGUUUACGAUUUGAAGGAUCAUCCAGAUUUUCAAUACAGACCGGGAACAUUGGUGAUUCGAAUAGCGAAUUUUGAAGGCGAGGACGCCAAAUGCACCGCCGGUCAAGUAUUGGAUAAUUAUCCGGAGGGACAAGUAAAAGUGUGGUGGGUCGAUGGUCAUAUUAGCAUGUGCUGGCCACAGGAUCUGUACAAGGUCAGCGAGUACGAUAGUGACGAGGGAGAACUGUGGGAUGACGUGUCGUCCGAUUCAUCUUGGGAGACGGAGUUGGAAGAUUGCUUUAUUGCUGACAACGACGGCGUCGAGCAAACGGAAUUGGAGAACAUAAAACCCAAAUUAGCAGCGCACAUCGAGAAGGCCAGGAUUGCGAUGUCACGACUGGAAGAGAUCUUCACGCAGAAUCCGUCGUUACAGACAACGGAAGUGAUGAGAAAACUACUCGAGGUUUACAAGGAUUGUCGUUACAUGGACAAACUAAUGGGCACGUCGUUCUUUCACGAGUGCCACUUUCAGGGACUUCUCGAGCGAGUGAGGGAACGUGGGAGAGCGAAUGUCGCGCAACGUAUGGCGGAUCAAGUGACAAGACUAUUUACACCUAAAUCCGAAUGUCCGGAGAAAUCUAUAGACAAAGAUGGUGUAACCAUCUCGAGCAACAACGACGAUCAGUACGCGAUUAGCGUGGCGGAGAAGCAAGAUGACACCACCAAUAUCGAAAACAACGUUCCAAAACAAACCAGCGAAGAACCCGUUAAUCAGUUAUUUAUACAACCUAACCCCAAUCCUGAAGACUCUGGAUUGUACUCGGCAGAAAAUUCGAAAAAGGAAUCGGGCUCGAGUGAGUCCAGCGGGGAAUUUCUUAUGAGCGAAGACGUCAAUAACGCGCCAGAGUGCUCGUCCACGAUGAACUACACACUUUCGCCGGAAAAAGAAGAAACGAACAAGAUAAGGAAAGUUCCAACGAGUCUGACCACUUCUCGUAACGUCGCACCGACGCUCGUAUGCGUCAAGCUGUGUAACCUAAUAAAAGCGCAGCUCGUAUUGGCACAUGCCGAGGUAUCCAAGAGGUUUGGUCUGGGCAAGAUGUCAUUGUCGGAAGCGGAGAAGACUUCUCCGUCUCCGCAGAAGAAACCGAAAAGCGAAAAAGAACGUCCAGAUACGAUAGAUCCGUCCGAGAGUUCUAUCGACAUUCCGCCAUUGGUUUAUGCCGACGGGGAAGGCUUUUCCAUAGAAGAAACCGCACCUGAUAAUCACAAGUUCAAGCUGACCAUGUUCCAACCAACCGACCCAACCAACUUCUUCAGGACCGUGUCCAAAGAAUUGAAACUACUCAAGAGUUCGCUCCCGCCCGGUGUGUGGGUGAAGGGAUUCGAAGAUCGUAUAGAUCUGUACUCCGUGAUGUUCCGCGGUCCUGAGAAGACUCCCUACGAAGACGGUCUCUUUCUUUUCGACUUCCAACUGUCCGCCGAUUACCCGGCCGCGCCACCGCUCUGCCAUUACAUCUCUUACUGCAGCGAUCGACUGAAUCCCAAUCUCUACGAGGACGGAAAGGUUUGUGUGAGUUUACUAGGCACCUGGUCCGGUCGUGGCACGGAAGUGUGGACGAGCUCGUCAACUUUGUUGCAAGUGAUCGUUUCGAUACAAGGUCUAAUUCUUGUGAGCGAGCCGUACUUCAACGAGGCCGGGUUUGAGAAGCAGAAAGGUUCGCAGCAGGGACGCGAGAAUUCGAGAAUGUACAACGAGAUGGUGAUGCUGAAGCUGGUCCAAGCGCAAACCAAAUUGCUGCAGCAUCCGCCAUCUGUGUUUCAGGACAUCAUUAUUGCGCAUUUCAAAAAGCACGCCGAGAAAUUACUGAAGCGACUAGAAUUGUGGAUGGAAAUAUCCGAACAGCAUAACAAUCAACACCCGCUGUCUCCGGUCACCCCAACCACGUUCAAACAAAUUGCUAAUAUUGACGAGAAAGUAUUGCCCGAAUUUCCGCUCAUCCCGGCGUCUCGAGGUUUCUGCAUAACUCUCCGCAAGACUCUGGCGACGUUCAAAGAGGUGCUCGUUAAGGAAAACAUAAUAAAGAAACCGAGUGAAUCGCAGGAUAACGAAAAUCCCACGGACUUGAGGAACAACGCCGCGAACAAUUGCAACGAGGAAACGUCCAUGUCCGCUGAUGGCAAACCAACCAUUGAUUGCAAUGAGAGCAGCAAUACGCGGUCGAACAACAAGAAAAAACCAAGCUCAAACGAUAAUCAAUCUAUCAAGGAAGAGACGUUACCUUCCGCAACGAAUAGUUACACAAUAGCGCCGAGCGAAACGAAAAAAACUACUACGAGCCAGAACACCAGCUAGCCACAAGGUAAAAGUAAGUAUAAGUUGAGGCGCUUAGUACGUUUUUUAAAUUAUACGAUUAAUCGGUAACAUAUAUUCUAACAAUUAUGUCGUAUAAAAAUUUCGAACUUACACGUAUAAAACUCACACACGCUAUAACUCACUUGCGCGCGAUCUUGUAUCGACAUCGAUAAAUUUCCAAAACCAUGAAACGCCAACAUCUCGUUGCUUUCAAAUUAGAGAGAAUUGUUCCAAGAGCGAUCACGAAAUAGAGGCGAUGAAAAACGCGAUUACAUAGUGGCGUAUAUGCGAAACAAAAAACAAAAACAAAAAAAAAAAAGAGAGAACGCGUCCUUGCAA